GGGCUAAUUGGGACAAGUCGGAACACAGUACGGGACGCUGGGAAGGGAGCGCGAUCUGAGUUGGGGGCCGAGUCUAGGGCAGGCGAGCCAUCAUCGGACCCCCGAGCUAGGUCCUCCCGCAGCCCGAGGGUACUCCAGUCUUGGCUGCGAAGCCACGCGUACGUGCAAGAGGUGGACUUGGUGUGCGCUGUGUCCACGUGUGCACCCAGGGGAGGGGAGGGGGCGCGGAAGGCGUGACAAAGACGGACUUUGUGUCCAAGCGUGUGCCUUGCUCCAGCUCAGAGCAGCGAGCGCUGUGCCCCGGCGGGUGUCUCACAGGGACAGCCCACCCCGAAGGUGUCCGGGUGCCUGCCACGGAGAGACGCGCCAGGGUGGCUAGAGUGCCUGUUGGGGUCUGGUCUGUGCUGGGAAAUGUACCCCAACCCGCUCUUCCGAGAGCCAGACCGGUGCAGAAAGUGAGUGCGCGCGAGUGAGCGCGCGCCCGUGUGUGGGGGCGUGGCAGUGCACAGCAACAAACCAUUCCACUCGCUCGCUUGGCCAGAAACUCCGGUCGUCCUCCGCGGCUGCAGAGUGCACUCCGGCCGAGCCUAGGGGGUCCCAGCUGGAGCCUGGCCUGGGAGCCAGGAUGGCGACACACAGGGCCAUGCUGGCGUGCCUGGGCCUGUGCCUCUUCCUCCUGCCGGGAGCCCGGGCCCAGAGCGCCCCACCAGGCUGUAGCCCGGACCUUGACCCCCUUUACUACAACCUGUGUGACCGCUCGGGCGCCUGGGGCAUCGUCUUGGAGGCGGUGGCCGGGGCGGGGGUCAUCACCACAUUUGUGCUUACCAUCAUCCUCGUGGCCAGCCUGCCCUUCGUGCAGGACAGCCGCAAGCGCAGCCUGCUGGGCACCCAGGUCUUUUUUCUGCUGGGCACCCUGGGGCUCUUCUGCCUCGUGUUCGCCUGUGUGGUCAAGCCGGACUUUUCCACUUGCGCCUCCCGCCGCUUCCUCUUUGGAGUCCUGUUUGCCAUCUGCUUCUCCUGCCUGGUGGCCCACGUUUUUGCCCUGAACUUCUUGGCCCGGAAGAACCACGGGCCUAGGGGCUGGGUCAUCUUCCUCGUGGCCCUGCUGCUGACCCUCGUGGAAGUCAUCAUCAACACAGAGUGGCUCGUCAUCACCCUGGUGCGCGGGGCCGGCGAGAGCAGUGGCGGAGCUGCAGGCAACAGCAGUGCCAGCUGGGCCGUGGCCUCGCCCUGCGCCAUCGCCAACAUGGACUUUGUCAUGGCGCUCAUCUACGUCAUGUUGCUGCUGCUGGGGGCCUUUGUGGGUGCCUGGCCCGCCAUGUGUGGCCGCUUCAAACGCUGGCAUAAGCACGGGGUCUUCGUACUGCUCACCACGGUCACUUCCAUUGCCAUCUGGGUGGUGUGGAUCGUCAUGUACACCUAUGGCAACGAACAGCACAACAGCCCCACUUGGGACGAUCCCACGCUGGCCAUUGCCCUCGCUGCCAAUGCCUGGGCCUUCGUUCUCUUCUAUGUCAUCCCCGAGGUCUCCCAGGUGACAAAGGCCAGCCCCGAGCAGAGCUACCAAGGGGACAUGUAUCCCACCCGGGGCGUGGGCUAUGAGACCAUCCUCAAGGAGCAGACCGGCCAGAGCAUGUUUGUGGAGAACAAAGCGUUUUCCAUGGAUGAGCCUGCAGCAGCCAAGAGACCAGUGUCUCCGUACAGUGGCUACAAUGGGCAACUGUUGACCAGCGUGUACCAGCCCACUGAGAUGACCCUGAUGCACAAGGGCCCGGCUGAGGGAGCAUACGACGUCAUCCUCCCGCGGGCCACUGCCAACAGCCAGGUGAUGGGCAGUGCCAACUCCACCCUGCGGGCCGAGGACAUGUAUGCGGCCGCCCAGAGUCACCAAGCGGCCACGGCGCCCAAAGAUGGCAAAAAUUCUCAGGUCUUUAGAAACCCCUAUGUGUGGGACUGAGGAGGUGCUUGGAGGAGCCAGCUGGCUCUGGGGAGGGCCCUGGCCCCGGCGAGGCAGCCUUGUAGAGCCUGUGCCCUAGCUCAAGGCAGCCUUGGUCUCCGAGCGUGAGGUUCCCUCUGCCAAUGUCCCCGGAUGGGGGUGUGCUGUCCUGGGCAUGCCCACCCACACCUCAGUAUUUGUGGAGUCGGGGAGCCAGCCCCAGCUUUGUGCCAGGACCCCCCCAUGGUGCUCCUGCUCCGGCCAAAUAGUGUUUGUGGGGUGGUGGCCGCCGGGUGCUCCGGGCCUGGGCUUGCUCCUCUGUGAGGACCAAGAUGCCCUAAUAAACGUGUCUGCUUUAUUAACCUGUGCUGUGCCAUCGUGGUUCCUGAACCGGAAGUUCAGCGGCUGGGACCCAGUCUGUGUCCACGGCAACCUCUGGGUGACUCUUAUUGAAGAUUUAUUUAUGUAUUUGAAAGGCAGAGUUAAACACACACAGAGGAGAGAGGGACAGAUUUUCCGUCCACUGGUGCAUUCUCUCGAAGGCAGCAAUGGCCAGGCCUGGGCCAGACUGAAACCAGGAGCUUCUUCAGGGUCUCCCCUGUGGGUGCAGGGUCCCAAGCAUGCCUCAACAGGGAGCAGGAUUGGAAACGGAGCAGAUGGGACUCGA
Molecule: messenger RNA, 2603 nt
Organism: Ochotona princeps (American pika)
Lineage: Eukaryota; Metazoa; Chordata; Mammalia; Lagomorpha; Ochotonidae
Gene: GPRC5C
Product: G protein-coupled receptor class C group 5 member C
Exons: 4
Coding region: 626-1957 (443 amino acids)
Biological process (GO): G protein-coupled receptor signaling pathway
Cellular component (GO): intracellular membrane-bounded organelle; signaling receptor complex; plasma membrane
Molecular function (GO): protein kinase activator activity; G protein-coupled receptor activity
Source: RefSeq, a predicted model, not a curated record